Scheffersomyces amazonensis is the source of this 2271-nucleotide messenger RNA. It is a transcript of the gene PRP39, whose product is annotated as Prp39p. Lineage: Eukaryota; Fungi; Ascomycota; Pichiomycetes; Serinales; Debaryomycetaceae. The transcript has a single exon. Gene Ontology annotation, cellular component: U1 snRNP; U2-type prespliceosome; commitment complex. The record is from RefSeq and is a predicted model, not a curated record. Gene Ontology annotation, molecular function: pre-mRNA 5'-splice site binding; protein binding. Gene Ontology annotation, biological process: RNA processing; mRNA 5'-splice site recognition. The coding region runs from base 16 to 2154 and encodes 712 amino acids.
AGCAAAAAGGUGAUAAUGACUUCACUAAUAUUUAGAGCUGAUAUAGAGGGACUGACUGUGACUCCAGCUGUGCCGGAAGAGUUGGACAAAGUCAAACUUCUCUUGGAAGACACUCAACAGAAUCCUAAUGAUAUCCUGAAAUGGGAUACUCUAUUCGAUGCCCUUGAUGAACAAUUAGAUACCCAACCAAAAGGAACCAUUGAUCAGUUGAAACUGGUCAUAACCAAAUCGUAUCAACAUCUCUUAACCCGAUUCCCAAACUUAUCUCAGUACUGGAAGAGAUGGCUGAAGGUAGAAGGGAAACUUAAAGAUGCACAAGCUAGUCUAGACUUAUUAGAGACGGCACUUGAUAAAGUACCACAUUCAAUUGAAUUAUGGAAUACUUAUUUGAAUGCAUUAGUACUUACUUAUAAGGGAGAAGAAGAAGAAGAACAAAUCCGAUUCAUACGAUACCGAUAUGAAAAGGCCAUUAAAUUAGUAGGACUUAAUUUCAAUUCUCAUUCAAUAUGGGAUACUAUAAUUCAAUUUGAAACUAAAGUAGAUCCACAAUCCUUAGUGUUAUUAAAAGUAUACUUGCGACUCAUUCGAUAUCCAUUGUAUGAGUAUGCUCAAUACUAUAAACAAUUCAUAGAAGUAUCUAAACACUUUGAAUUACAAGAUAUAUUACCAUCUCAAAUAUUGACUGAUUAUUUACACCAGUAUAAUCAAUCGGAUCCUCAAGCCUUAUCAGUCAUUGAAACAGAACAAAUCAUAGAGGAUUAUACAGUGAGGAUCCAUACUAAGACCCAAACAGAAGUUAGUAACAAAUGGCAAUUUGAAUCAACCCUUACGAUUCAUGAGUUCUCCUUAUUAUACCUUAAUGAAAUUAAUAAUGAACGUAUCCAUUGGAUAAAGUAUCUUGAUUAUGAGAUCAGUCAAACUGAUUUUACAGUGAGAGACAGCUAUGAAAAGCUUAUAAGCUUAUUCGAACAAUGUCUUGUACCUAAUUGUCUUGAUGGUAAGCUUUGGCUUAAGUAUAUUGCUGUGUUAAAUAAAACUACAAUGAGUGAUGAAGAGAAAUUCGGAACCAUUAAGGAAGUAUACAAUCGAUCAAUUAAUAAUUUUGUUCCCCUAGUGGAGACUCACCUUCGAUCAUUCUAUGUGAAGUUCCUUGUAAAGUAUGAUAAAGUCGAACUUGCCAAUGAGUAUCUCUUUGAUUUGGUUAAACUCUAUCGAGGGUCUACUCAAUCCAAAUUAUACUUAAAGGCUCAAUAUGUGCUGGUGGUUAAGGAUUUACUUGACUUAUACAAACAGUACUUGCCUACAAAUGAGUACUAUGAACUAAUGGAGAAAUUGGUUACUGAUUACUUUCAGGAACAUGAGUCUAAAGCUAAACCACAACAACAACAACAACAACAACCCAAGACAAAGACUAAUGAGUCGUGUGAUCCUGAUCUGGCCAAAAGUAGAAUCGAUAGUAGUUAUACUAGUCUUCUUCCUCAAUUACUCAAUGAUGAUGCUAUUGCACCCCUCACGAUAGUCUAUCUCCAAGAGACUCUUCGUCGUAAGGAUACAUCGAAGAUAAGAAGGUUCUUUAACAAAUACUAUAAACACAAUGUCUAUACCAGCUCUACAAGUUUCUGGACAUUCUAUGUAGAGUUUGAAGGAUUAGUCGAGUAUAAUAUUGGCAAUUUGAAUUCCUUAAUGUAUCACAUUAAGAAUUAUACUCAAUUACCUAAACUAGUUAUUGAUGCUCUUAUAGAUCUUCAUUAUGAUAUAUUGAAUGCUAAUCUUGAAGAUGUAUAUCGUACCAAUAGUGCCUAUGUCUUGAUAUCACGUGACCUUGAAAUGGAUUCAUCAAUUGCUUAUAAUCAUAGUCUAAGAACAAGAUUAGCCAAUAAUAAUUAUCUAGUGAAAGAGAUUGAAGAUGCUAAGAUAUCGAAAUCAAAGAAUCCUUCUAUAUCUACCAAUAUAACUAAAGAAGAUGAACUUGUAAAACUGAUAAAGAAGUAUGUUGGACAUGCAGGAAUUAAGGUAGAUGCUAGACCCGAUAUCUCCAAUAAGAUAAUGAAUAAGGGGAAUUGGAUAUCAUUGACUGAACUGGUUGAUCCUCCCAGUUUCCCUCAGUUUAAGAAUGUUGAAAAGGCCAACGCAUCAAUUAAUUAUCCUGUAUAGUCUAUAUAGUCUAUAUAUAUAUAUAGUAUGUAUAGUAUGUAUAGUAUGUAUAGUAUGUAUAAUAUGUAUAGUCUAUAUCAGAUCAUUUUGUCGUCCUAUAACCAUUAAUCCUUCAGC